CAUUUUAACAAAAAAAAAAAGAGAUACAAGAUUCUGUGUUCGAUUUAGUCGAACGAGUCGGCUUAAAUUCCCAUCCCCUGCUCUCUAAAAUUGUUAUUACUCUUAAUUCUCGGCGCAGCCUUCUGAAUAUAAAUAAUACGCUCAACGCAAAGCCAGGAAAAGCCUCUCUCUUUUUUUAUCUCACUUUUGAUCAUCAGGCUCGCGGUUAGUAAUGGCUGUAAAAACCCAAGCAAGCCUUCUCCUUCAGAAACAGCUCAGAGAUCUUAUGAAAAACCCAGUUGAUGGGUUUUCUGCUGGGUUAGUCAAGGAUGACAAUAUUUUUGAAUGGAGUGUCACGAUUAUUGGACCUCCCGAUACUCUGUAUGAUGGAGGAUAUUUUAAUGCUAUCAUGACCUUUCCUGCUAAUUAUCCUAACAGCCCUCCAACAGUAAAGUUUACUUCAGAAAUGUGGCAUCCUAAUGUUUAUCCUGAUGGACGAGUCUGCAUAUCUAUUCUUCAUGCUCCGGGUGAUGACCCUAAUGGUUAUGAACUUGCAAGUGAGCGAUGGAUGCCAGUUCAUACGGUCGAAAGCAUAGUUUUGAGUAUCAUAUCCAUGCUUUCAAGUCCUAAUGAUGAAUCGCCUGCAAAUGUUGAAGCUGCGAAAGAAUGGAGGGAUAAGAGAGAUGAUUUUAGAAAGAAAGUUAGCCGCAUUGUGAGACGAUCACAAGAAGAUUUUUGAUCUCACCACCAUGUGUCGGACUCCCAUAUCUCAAGUAUUCUUACAGCUGUAGUGGCAAAAUUCAGGAUUGAGGAGGUGUUAUCAGUGUCUUGAGUCUUAUAAUUUCGUUGAUUUAGGGGGGAGAGGGAGCUAGUUGAGUUAAGUAUAUUUAGUGAAGAGUUAUUUGCAUUAUGGAAAACGCGUAAAUUAUCACUUUGUUGCAACCUAUCUUGUCUAUUGUUCUCUCGUCUUGUCUUCAGUGUGCUUCAUGUUUAGUUACAUUUCUUGAUGACUAACUUAACAUUGGGCUCAAGCCCUACUGUGUGUUUUGGGAAGUAGGGGAUGUAAUGCUAAGGGUGUUUUUGUCUUGUUUUCUCUUGUCACCGUUUUGGAAAUGAAAACUUGGUAUUUGGGUUUCUUC
Messenger RNA from Papaver somniferum (opium poppy), 1118 nucleotides. Its product is annotated as ubiquitin-conjugating enzyme E2 7-like. The transcript has 6 exons. Gene Ontology annotation, biological process: protein polyubiquitination; ubiquitin-dependent protein catabolic process. The record is from RefSeq and is a predicted model, not a curated record. NCBI's taxonomy places the organism in Eukaryota, Viridiplantae, Streptophyta, Magnoliopsida, Ranunculales, Papaveraceae. Gene Ontology annotation, molecular function: ubiquitin conjugating enzyme activity. The coding region runs from base 212 to 718 and encodes 168 amino acids.